This is a messenger RNA of Vicia faba (fava bean), 999 nucleotides long. The record is from the annotation of a GenBank genome assembly. Lineage: Eukaryota; Viridiplantae; Streptophyta; Magnoliopsida; Fabales; Fabaceae.
AUGGAAAAAUUAAGCGAUGAAAACAUUUUUGUACCAAAAUGCUUGCAAGAAUCUGACUUAAGCCAAGAAUGCAAGGAGUUGAUACCCACGUUGCCAUUAGAAAAAGGUAUGUUUACUGCUGCCUUACAUCAAUAUCAAGGAUUUUGGUUCACCCCAAAUUUUCUCCAAGGUGAUUUAUCUUGUCAAAAGCACUUUCAAGCCCUUGAUAAUGAUAUUCUCUUAGUCACUAGUCCCAAAUCAGGUACCACUUGGCUCAAAGCGUUGUCUUUUGCUUUGAUAAACCGCAACAAAUAUCCAAAUAUUCAUAUCAACCAUCCUUUGCUCACUACCAACCCUCAUGGACUUGUUCCCUUCUUGGUUAAUCUUUACUUUGACAAAGAUUUUGUUCCUGAUCUCCAAAAAAUACCUCCUCCAAGACUCUUUUCUACACAUCUACCAUAUGAAUUAUUGCCAAAAUCUGUGAAAGAAUCAACUUGCAAGGUGGUCUAUCUAUGUAGAGAUCCUAAAGACACUUUUGUUUCAUUGUGGCAUUUCGGAAACAAGUUAGUACCACAAAGUAGUGAAGUACUUUCAUUAGAAGAUGCUUUUAAGAGUUUUUGUAAAGGAGUAAGUCUUUAUGGACCUUUUUGGGAGCAUGUAUUAGGAUAUUGGAAGAAAAGCUUAGAAAGUUCAGAGAAGGUUAUGUUUUUGAAAUAUGAAGAAAUGAAAAUGAAGCCUGAUUUUUAUUUGAAAGAGAUUGCUAAGUUUUUGGAGUGUCCAUUCUCCAAAGAAGAAGAAUCUAAAGGUGUGGUUGAUGAUAUAUUAAAUUUGUGUAGUUUUGAGAACUUGAGUAACUUGGAAGUCAAUAAAACUGGAAAAAUGUCUUAUGGAGUUGAAAACAAAGUAUAUUUUCGUCUUGGUCAAGUUGGAGAUUGGAAAAAUCUUCUUACAAUAGAAAUGAUUGAGCACAUAAAUACUAUCACAGAAAAUAAAUUUGUUAAACAUGGGUUGAAUUUUUAA